UUUGGUUUACGAUAAAAUGCUUUCACCAUUCUGGAUCGCUGUUGUUCUCUCCGGUGGCUUCUUGCUUCUGCUUUUCGGAGUGAACGUCCCCCACAAAGCUUUAUCGGAACUUGCACAGCCAAUAAUUCACAUUAAUGAUGCUUAUUCAAGUGCAGGUGGUGCAACCGAUCUUAUCUUGUACACCUACCACGAAACGAGCGAGGCCCUCAAAAACCUCAACUUCUUUCUGAAGCAUGCACUUCACAACAAAGCCGACUUCAUCUUCAUCAUGAAUGGAGAAUAUACCAUCAAUAUACCGGAUUUGCCGAACGUCAAAGUUAUCGAUCGCCCAAAUACAUGUUAUGACCUCGGCGCCUAUGGAGAAGUCUUGCGAGCUAACGAUUCGCUUCUCGCAACCAAAUACUCGCGCUUUAUCAUGAUCAACGCUUCUCUGAGAGGACCUUUCCUCCCUUCGUGGGCCAACAAUUGCUGGUCAGAUACAUAUCUGAGCAAGCUCUCCGAUCGAGUCAAGCUGGUCGGCAUGACGUACAACUGUGCGCACAAUGAUGGUUAUCCUCCCCAUGUGCAAUCGAUGAUAAUGGCAACCGAUAAACUAGGCAUGGCCGCCAUUUUGCCAAAGCUCAAGUGUUUCGAAAACAUGGCAUCGGCUGUGAACGAAGGAGAAACACAGAUCACCCGUUGGAUUCAUGAAGCAGGGUAUGGGACGUACGCCAUGAUGUCGAGCUUCACAGCGUAUGGCGGAGUGGAGAGCGACAAGGUGUAUUUGGAGCACUGCACUGGCUCCGACGUUCUCUAUUCUGGUGAACACAAUGGGACUUCUUUGCAUCCAUACGACACGAUAAAAGUGAUUGACCAGCUUACGGAGUACGUAGACCUGUCCGGCUACUCAAGCUACGACAGAUGU
Messenger RNA from Aureobasidium musti, 904 nucleotides. The record is from the annotation of a GenBank genome assembly. NCBI's taxonomy places the organism in Eukaryota, Fungi, Ascomycota, Dothideomycetes, Dothideales, Saccotheciaceae.